Aspergillus ochraceoroseus IBT 24754 is the source of this 2824-nucleotide messenger RNA. RefSeq lists its product as uncharacterized. The record is from RefSeq and is a predicted model, not a curated record. The coding region runs from base 275 to 2824 and encodes 849 amino acids. NCBI's taxonomy places the organism in Eukaryota, Fungi, Ascomycota, Eurotiomycetes, Eurotiales, Aspergillaceae. The transcript is spliced from 2 exons.
GAUCCGAGCGUUAAUGAAGACAGUAACUCCAGAUCUGGUCUGUACUCGUCAUCGAUGGUGGUUCUUUUUUUUUUUUUUAAGUUCCUGAAGCCCGCUAACCUGUUUGGGGCUGUAUGAAGAUCCCCAACUGCGGGUGUUAUUCGACUAUUUACCAUACAUUCAUGCUGGUUGCUCCUGUUGCUAUUAGUCCUGUUUUGGGGCUAUUGUUAUUCACUGCGCGUGCUAAACCCCUCUCUGCGAGUGUGGAAGAGUGAAUGGCGCAGAUUCUGCCACUAUGCCCACCCCCGAGCGUAACAGUCCCCGAACGUCAUGGUCGCGUCGCCAACAACAACAACAGCAACAGCCACACUCUCCCUUCCGACGAGCCCGGAUUGAGUCGGGGGGGUUCGACGCGUCGCAUGGCCUCAGCCCUUCCCGUGGUUCUAGUGCGCACCAUCGGAGGAAUUUCAGUCAAACAGGGACUCUAAGAGGGGCCUUCGAAGCCGCAUCGCGCCUACCCUUCACGACAGAGGGUGAAGAAGACAUUUUCGUAUCCGGAUAUAUGCAAACAACUCCGAACCGAAGAAGACGCCAGAAUCGUAAUACUAUGACUCCCGAUUCGAACCCUCCAAACGAGCUGGUCGAGGCGUAUCGGCAGAUUGACGAUGUGGAGAGCUUAAACGACCUCGAAGCAUACGACGACGAUGACAUCCUCUACACACGCGUUCCCGACAGUUACAACAGAAGGUUAUCACCAGGGUCUUCGAUACGAGAGCACAGGUUUUUUGCGCCGUCCGAUGCUAGUUUCACCGACGAGUCGCCGCGUCGAAGGGUCGUCGACUACACCAAGGAUGCGCAGCGGUUGAAAAGGGCUACGGCAAAUCAGUCACCGGUGCUGAACAGAACUGGAAAUUCUCCUGCGUUGACGUCGGAGCAACUACGACGGCGCGAAGAAGAGGAAGAGGAAGCUAAAUUCCCUUGGGAGGAAGAAGAUGAUCUCAGACCGUCAAUAAGCGUCCCUUCGACUUGGGGAAGUAAAGGGAGAUCUAAUCAGGGAUGGAUGAAGAGUCUCACUCGGAGUCGUAAACCUGAGGUUGGAUCGACUAUCGAUGAGCCGGAAGACUUUUCAUCUCGGAAGCUUCCUAACGAUGUGAGCUUAAAGAUUAGCCCUACAGCAGCUAGAGUUGAGAAGGAUACCAUCGGGGAUCGUUCAACAGGCCGACAGCAAAAGAAUCACGUCCUAGACACAUACAAGCAAUUCUUGUUCAAACCAAUGGUCGACAAGCUACCUGAAGGAGACCAGAUCCCCAACACACCGAUCACUAUAUACAAAAAUUCGACAUUCACGAAGCGCAGCCCCUCGAAGCGGGACUCCCAAGACCUUCUCAGGAGGCUUUCUCGAGCAGGAAGCCCAAAUCAAAACCAAACCUCGGACGCGACCAAGACUCCAGAAACCACAGGCCAGAGACGUAUCUAUGACAAAACGCCUGUUGUGACAGGCGCCUGGAUAGAUACCCCAAUGACUGAGCGUUCCACAAACUUCUUAGAGGAUCUGUCUCAAAACAUUACCCGCUCGCCGGCAAAGAAACUCAAAACCGAGCCGGUUGAGCUGGUGGGAAAGAAAGCUGUCGAGAAGACUAGCUCCACAGACUGGAAGCCACAGUGGCCAAGGGAGACUUACAAACCUACCGAAGGGAGAAUUGAGGAAAAGGAAGAGUCAGAACCGAGGGGGGAAGAAAAGCUCCCAGAGAAGGAGAAAAAUGAAGACGAGGAAGUGCGAGGCCAGGAACAGGAGAUGCAGAGUCGCAGAGAGCAAACGGGAAAGCAAAACAAACGGGCCCCGAUCAAGCCUGACCUUCCAAAGAGUGCGCUAGAGACUGUUUUACAAGACCAUAAGGAUCACAAAGAUCUAUUAGAUGUUGGUGAUGACACAAUCGAGUCGCUUCAAGAACUCAUGGAGCAGCGACCAACGGGGCUCAAGACUGAGGAAGAGGACGACGCUGCAUUCGAGCAAUCAGUCAUGGAGCAACUGGAACUGGCAAAUUCUGAAUCAGCUAAUAUAGGUGAUCUGGAUCGCCUGCACGGAAAGCUCCAGUCAUUGACGGAGAAUAUUGCCAAGGUCAAGGUGGGUCUUGAUAGUUUGGAAGUGCAAGUAUCUCGGGAUAACGAUGUGCUUUCGACGCUUUCUAAAUCCAUUGACGGGUCAACACAGCCAGCGGCACCACCUGCAGAAGGGGGUUGUCAAACAUGCAGGACGCCCAAGGACAACCACUCUACCACCAUUCCAUUGCCGUCAUUACGGUUAUGGAAACGCAAUCCUGUUUCGCGAGCCCUGCGUCUCACUGCCCUCGGGUGGUGUAUUGUUCUCGCACUGAGCUGGUACCUAUCGGAGACUGCUAUGUGUGAUUACUACUGUCAUCCGUUUGUAGGCUCUGCCUGCACGGGAAAUUGCCUUCUUCUAGACGCCCCUCGCUUUCCCUUCGUCAUUCCAACGAUGCUAUGGCGUUGGCUCCAUGUUUCAGAGAUCCUGGCUCCUCUUUGGGCUCUUCUUCUCGCCCUCGCCCGGUUCUCUGCGCAGGUAUUGGGGCUUUGGGAUGGAUACGUGGAUGACGAGCCCCCUGCACUCAACAUUUCCGGCACGAUUUGGAUCCACGGUACUCAAGUAGGCAGUCUUUCGGCAACCCCAACUCCAGACAGCCAAGGGUUUAUUAAUUCUCUGCCAAAAUGGCCAUGGAAGGAACAGAAGGAGACUCCUGAGGCUGUUCCAAUUCUACGCGUGCUUCGGAAGAACUAUGGCCCGCAGGGCCAUCUUUUCCGUGCUGUAGAACCUGGGGAUGUUGCUUAA